Colletotrichum destructivum is the source of this 3344-nucleotide messenger RNA. RefSeq names its product Putative transcription initiation factor TFIID subunit 12 domain, histone-fold. NCBI's taxonomy places the organism in Eukaryota, Fungi, Ascomycota, Sordariomycetes, Glomerellales, Glomerellaceae. The transcript has 2 exons. The coding region runs from base 274 to 2751 and encodes 825 amino acids. Gene Ontology annotation, molecular function: DNA binding; TBP-class protein binding; protein heterodimerization activity. The record is from RefSeq and is a predicted model, not a curated record. Gene Ontology annotation, cellular component: transcription factor TFIID complex; SLIK (SAGA-like) complex; SAGA complex. Gene Ontology annotation, biological process: DNA-templated transcription initiation; RNA polymerase II preinitiation complex assembly.
GCCAUCUCCAUCAUCCUUUCCUCUCUCUCUCCCAUCUCCGUCAGCCUUUUCUUUCUUCUUUCUAUUUAACGCACAAGACGAUCUGCGUGCAUCAACUGUGGUUAGACCUUGUAAAAUCACUGGCAACUUUGUUCCGAUUUGUUCCAAUCACCCUUCUGUCGAAAAGUGUAGCCUGGGAGCUCCCACGAACCCCCCGAUCUCUAAAUCCCGACCGUAACUUCGAACGUGACUCCGACCGUGACCACACCCGCAACCGCAACCGAACCCGUAGCAAUGAACAACCAGGGCCAGCCUGGCCAGCCAAACCCCAUGGCUGGCCAAGCCGUGCCUGGUGCGCGACAGCCGCCCAUGUACCGACCCGAGAUGAUGCGAAACCUCCCGAUUCUCAACGAUGAAGAGAAGGCCAAAUAUGAGAGGGGCCUCCGCCAACUGUGGAAUCACUAUGAGACGCAUCCCGAAGAGUCUGCUCAGCAUCAGGAUGCCAAGAAGAAGAUACAGGAUUUUACCAAAAUGCUGCUCAACAAGCUCCAGCAGAGGAGGAUGCAGGUCCAGCAGCAGCAGCAGCAGCAACAACAACAGGCAGCCCAGCAGCAACAACAAAGCCAGCCCGCGCAGCCACCCGCUCCAGUGCAACCUGCCCAGCCGGCACAGCCGCAACCACAACAACAGCAACAGCAACAGCCGGCUGCAGCAGCCAACCCAGGCACUACCGGAGGUGUCACCAUCAAGACGGAGCCCAAGACGGAGAACAACAACCCGUCUGCCACCGCAGAGCCUGCCCAAACCCCCACUCCAGCCCCGGCAGCUGUGCCGACUCCCACUGCGCCGCAACAAGCGCCGCAACAAGCGCCCCAGACGACGCAGUUCCCAGACCACAUCCUCGCCCAUAUUAGACAGAUGACCUUCAACCCGCCCCAGGGCAUCCUCGACAAGGGGCAGGAGAGCGCCGUCCGGUGGUCCAACGACUACAAGGCCAAGUACCUGCGCGCCCUGAUGCAGAUGGACCAGCAGGGCAAUCAGAUGAAGAGGAUCGACGUGCACAUCAAGAACCAGCAGGAGAAGGGCGUGCUCGGUGCCGACGAACAGAAGCAGCUCCAGAUCCGAAGAGACCACGCCCAGAAGAUGUACAACGAGGCUCACAGCUUUGUCACCAAUUUCCGUAAGAGCCAGGAGGCCAUCAACAAGGCAAGAGCGGCUGUGGCAGCUGCUGCCGCAGCGGGACAGACGGCGGCAAGCGCGGCAAGUGCGGCCGCGGCAGGUGCGAGUGCGGGUGCAGCAACGUCACGACCUCCUUCCCAGGCUUCGCAACAGCAACAACAACAACAGCAGCAAAAUAGCCCGGCCAUCGCGACAUCUCAGCCUCCUUCAACGCAGUCUGGUGGUGUUCAGGCAAGCCCUGCUCCGACCGCGCAAAGCACCCCCGCUAUGCAGAACGCCCAGAACCCCACGACUGCUGUCAACGCUGCCAUCGAAGCAGCUAAGAAUCAACAGAUGACCAACGCCGCCGCUGGUCGAGGCACUCCUCCCCAGCAACAGCAACAGCUGCCUCCCCAACAGGCCCAGCAGCAUCAACAACAACAGGCUCAACAGCAAGCCCAACAACAACAUCAACAACAACAACAACAACAACAGCAGCAGCAGCAGCUUCAGCAGCAACAGGCUCAGCAGCAGCAACAGCUUCACCAGCAGCAAUUCCAGCAACAGCAGGCUCAGCAGCAGGCUCAGCAGCAGGCCCAGCAGCAGGCCCAGCAGCAGGCACAGGCUCAGGCAGCAGCUCAAGCCCAAGCCUCCACUCCCUCGGCCCAGACCCCGACUACUGCUACUCAACCUGCUCAAAUACAACCCGGUAUGGCGCAAGGCCAGCAUCAUCCUCCACCUGUCAACACCGCCAUUGCUUCCGUUUCUGCAGGUGGGCUUCCUUCGGCAGGCACUCCCACCCAGCGCGUCGCCACUCCCCAGUCGGCUGUUCCCCCCGGUCCCGGUCAAGCUCUCAGCCACUCGGCCGCCGUCUCUCGCGCCAACCAGCGCAUGAACUCGCAGACCUCGGCCAUGCCCUCUCAGCAGCAGCAGCAGCAGCAGCAGCAACAGCAGCAGCAGGCUACUGGUACUCCUGGCUCCGCCGGCGCUCACGCACAAGGUGUCAUGGGAUCCGGAGCCGUUCCGCAACAACAGCACGCCCAUCCUACCCAACCGACCCAGACGCUACAGUCUAAGCUCCCCAUUCCUAAGCAGCUCCCGGAGAAGGCGACUGCUGUUCCUCAGCCCGUCGCCAUGGCUGGCGGUGCUGGCGCUGGUCGUCCUACCUACACGGGCGGUGGCGGCAUUGCUGGGGGUGUUAUGGGACAGCCAGCGAUGGCUAAGAUCCCCGCCUAUGUCCACGAGGCCGAGGGUGAUCAUGUUCUGAGCAAGAAAAAGCUGGACGAGCUUGUUCGCCAGGUCUGCGGCGGCAACGCUGAGGGCCAGGAGAUCAACAUGCUGACCCCAGAGGUCGAAGAGAGCGUCUUGGCCAUGGCCGACAGCUUCGUCGACAGUGUCCUCGAGACGGCUUGCCGCAACGCCAAGGAGCGCGGCUCCAAGGUCCUCGAGAUCCGCGACAUCCAGCUCGUACUCGAGCGCACCUACAACAUCCGCGUUCCGGGCUACUCGUCGGAUGAGUUGCGCACAGUCCGCAAGAUCCAGCCAUCCACCGCCUGGAUCACCAAGAUGAGCGCCAUCCAAGCUGCUAAAGUCACGUCUGGCAAGGGCGAGUAGGACCGACCCUCCGACACACCGCAGCCAGCGACGGCUAGAAAGCGCGCCCACGCGAAGCGGGCCUCGGCGAAGGACGUCCAGUCCAACCGGGGAGAGGACGGAGACGCAGAUAUUGAUACGUCUCCGGCGAAAUCGAAGACUCGGGCCCCUAAGCCUCGAUCGCGCAAGAACCCCGCAUCUUCCGCCAAGACGGCACUCGAUCAAGCUCUUGCCCCAGCUCAGGCCACCAACCCUUACAUGUUGCCGUACGCGCCCAGCGAUGGUGGACAAAACAGUGGCUCGACAGUCGCAAGCCAUGUCGAGAUCAACUUGGUCAAGAAGUAGACAAGCCCUGGCAGCAAGAUGAAUUUCGGCCAAUGAAUAAGCAAGGAUUGGAAUUCGCGGACUUUAUCACGGGAUAGGUCAGGAUGCAGGACAGGGGCGUUUGGUAAGGUCAUAGAUAGCAGUUGUUCGAUGGCAUCACAGAAGCCGCGACUGUCAUCGAGUCUGGCUCUUAGGUUUUCUAUCUUAUACCCAAAUUGAUGCGACACGUCUCUCAUUGCAACUCCCGACAAGUGACGUUGUUGUCAGCAGUGUGUUGCGAGCCAGCAAAG